This is a messenger RNA of Vigna unguiculata (cowpea), 2841 nucleotides long. It is a transcript of the gene CGL1, whose product is annotated as alpha-1,3-mannosyl-glycoprotein beta-1,2-N-acetylglucosaminyltransferase. Lineage: Eukaryota; Viridiplantae; Streptophyta; Magnoliopsida; Fabales; Fabaceae. The record is from RefSeq and is a predicted model, not a curated record. Gene Ontology annotation, molecular function: alpha-1,3-mannosylglycoprotein 2-beta-N-acetylglucosaminyltransferase activity. Gene Ontology annotation, cellular component: Golgi apparatus.
CUGAAUGGUUGCAUGAUUAUUACUAAAAUUUUCUCCUUCGGUCUACUCGUUGAUGCUGGAGGGAAAUAUUGCAGUGAUUAGGAUAUAGAAACCCUGUUAAUUGAUCGGGGUUCAUGAAUUUUCUCUGAUGGCGUUUGCAAUCCAGAAUAUUCAAGCUCAUGAGUUGAUUUGUGGCCUAUGGCUCAUCUAUGAACAUUAUCUGACCGUUCUUGAAUGUACACCCAAUAUCUGGUGACAUUUUCUAGCUAGUAGUUUGGUUGCAAUUCCUGCACUCGUUGGUAGAGUAGUAUUACCCAACAAUUACUCUGCUUUACGGGGAAUAGGGUGGGGGGAGGACGAUGAGGAUUGAAAAUAGUCAACAACACAGUGGACCAAAUCAUAGGUUGAUUUACGGGGCUUUGAGUUGAUGUUAAUCCAUUUAAACCUCUGCUAGUCUUGUUCAAAGUCAGAGGGAGGAGGUUCAGGACGGAGUCCAAGGGCAUCAUGACUCAAUCUAGUGUCUUCCUUGCAGAAAAUAUGGACACUAGCUCAAAAGGGUGACAAGAUAGGCCACUGCCAAGAGAUGGAGAAGUAUCAAAUUUUUUAGAGCAGGAUGGAGAUUUGGUGGAAGCUUUCACUUGAUAGGAGCAUUCCGUGCACGAUGGUCCUUCUGUGGGGAGGUUGAACCAAAGAAUGUACCGUCUACUUGCUUUCCAAUGUUGAUGAUAUUAUUGUUAUAGCGAGCUCUUGUGAGCUAUUUCAGUCUCUUAUUAAUCAACUAAGUAACAAAUUUUCGCUAUAAUUUCUUGGUUCAUUAGACUAGUUUUGGGGCAUAGAUCAAGUUACCUAAGAAAUAUUAUGGAUUCAAAUUCUUCUCAGUGAACUUGGGAUCAUUUUUCUCCCACGGUAUUAUGUGAUAACUGUAGGUCUUGCUUAUAAUCCUGUUGUACAUGCUAGAACCAAAUAUAUGGAGAUUGACCAGUAAUUUGUCCGAGAAAAAGUAUUAGCCAAGCAGCAACUAUCUGUUCAACAUAUUCCAGCUUAGGAUCAAUGGCAGAUGCUUUGACAAAGCCACUUUCCCCAACUGGCUUUCUGUUCUUGAGUGACAAACUCAAAAGUGCUUGAGUCUCUUCUCAAAGAACAACCUACCACCUUGAGUUUGUGGGAGAAGAGAGGAAACGUCGAGACCAAGAAUGUGGACAAAUGAAGUCUCUUGUACAAGAUCUGGAAAGAAAAGACCUACAGAGGCUGACUGAUAAAAUGCAGGUUCCGGUGGCUGCUGUUGUGAUCAUUGCAUGUAAUCGUGCUGAUUACCUGGAGAGGACUAUUAAGUCUGUGUUAAAAUACCAAAGGCCUAUUUCUUCAAGAUUUCCUUUAUUUGUAUCUCAGGAUGGAUCAAAUCCAGAUGUUAAAAGUACGACUUUGAGCUAUGAUCAGUUAUCUUAUAUGCAGCACUUGGAUUUUGAACCAGUUCAAACUGAACGACCAGGAGAGUUAAUUGCUUACUACAAAAUUGCACGUCAUUACAAGUGGGCUUUAGAUCAGCUGUUCUACAAGCAUAACUUCAGCCGAGUAAUCAUCCUUGAAGAUGACAUGGAUAUAGCUGCUGAUUUCUUUGAUUAUUUUGAAGCUGCAGCAAUGCUCCUUGACAAGGAUAAGUCCAUUAUGGCUGUUUCCUCGUGGAAUGAUAAUGGACAAAAGCAGUUUGUACAUGAUCCGUAUGAACUUUAUCGAUCAGAUUUCUUUCCUGGGUUAGGAUGGAUGCUGGCCAGAUCUAUAUGGGAUGAGUUAUCACCAAAAUGGCCUAGGGCUUACUGGGAUGACUGGUUGAGACUAAAAGAAAAUCACAAAGGACGACAGUUUAUCCGACCUGAAGUGUGCAGAACAUAUAAUUUUGGUGAGCAUGGUUCUAGUUUGGGACAGUAUUUUAAGCAAUAUCUGGAGCCAAUCAAGCUGAAUGAUGUCAAGGUUAACUGGAGAUCAAUGGAUUUGAGCUAUUUACUGGAGGAUAAGUAUUCUAUGCAUUUUGCCAAUACUGUUAAGAAAGCUACACCUGUCUAUGGAGCUGGCGUGGUUCUAAAGGCAUAUAAUAUAGAUGGUGAUGUGCGUAUCAAAUAUAGAGAUCAGUCAGACUUUGAAAACAUUGCUCGCCAAUUUGGUAUAUUUCAAGAGUGGAAGGAUGGAGUACCGAGGACAGCCUAUAAAGGAGUAGUCGUUUUCAGACAUCAAACUUCGCGACGUAUAUUCCUCAUUGGUCCAGAGUCUUUGAAGCUACUUCAGAUUGAAGAGUCUUAAUGCUGGAUGAGGAAGGAAAAUACUGACAAUGUAAGAGAGUAGUUGUUUUCAGAUAUCAACGGAAGUGUUGCGGAGUUAUUGGUAUUGAGCUUAAAGUGGCAUAGGAAGAAGCUACGUUCUGUUUGCCGAUGCAUUCUUGAACAAAAUUAGCGGCCAUAGCGGGUAUCUUGUAGAGACAGAUUUUGUCUUAUGAUGGCUUGAGGUCCUCAUGUAUCCCUACUCUCCAUUCAUGUGACAGAAAAACGGAAUGGUGAAUGUUUAUGUCAAAGCGACGUUGAAGAAGAUCAAUUUAUUUUUAUUUUUCAUAUAUGUAGUUUGCUUUAUUUGUAGAAGUUAAAAGAAUGUGAGAACACUUUUGUGAGACAAAAACGCCUUUCCUUACUUUGUCAUUUUUCAUUGUGUGAGAGUUUGAACUUACGGCAACUCAGCCGUGGCACGAGAUCAACGCUCUGCAGAGCAAAACCACAAAUGAACUACGCAAGUCACAUAGAGCGCCUAGAGGCGACCAGGAGCUUGAAUUUGGCAGAAAUUAAAAUUUUUAUGAAUUAUAAUUUUUUUUAUACUCUA